Molecule: messenger RNA, 156 nt
Organism: Funneliformis caledonium
Lineage: Eukaryota; Fungi; Glomeromycota; Glomeromycetes; Glomerales; Glomeraceae
Source: the annotation of a GenBank genome assembly
AUGAAUCAGUUGAUAACUACAACUGGUUCGACAUGGAAACACCCAAUAGCCGGAACGAUUCAACCAUCCAUGUAUAAUAGCUGGCCAUCGGCUUAUUACAAGAGGAAUCAUUCUCAAUGGAUAACAGAAAUUCAACAUAUUGCACGUUAUGGCUAG